AGAGAUGAUGAUGAAGAUGAUGAUGGCGGAUGAAGAUCGGCGCUGAACGCGGAUUUCUAUCAUCGCGUUCAUUCAAUAUUUUACAAAUAUUAAAUAUAGACCACAGUCGAUUGGUCGCUCGAAUCAAACAUGGGUAACGAGGCGAGUAUGGAGGGCGGUGAGGCGGGUGUUCUGCUUUCAGCACCGCCGGCCUCCGGACAGCUCGUGAAGCCCGUGAAUGGCGCAGCGGCCGGGGCGGGAAGAACCCUCGAACCCAGCGGAGGCGUGAACAGGUUGGCUGGAGGGACAGGGCCUCCAUCAAGCCCUAUGCAAGGAAGUGCAAACCCAUACAAAAAGGUCAUCCACGAUGGUCCGAGACAUUCCCAGACUUCUUCUACACAUCAAUCUCAAAUUCAAACUUCAUCAGGAGGCAUGGCAGUCAGUCAGAGCCCUGGACAACAUGCAUCCAGACGUAACCUUCAGGUUGACUUUAAGACUUGCAGUGGACGAACAGGCCGCUCACCAACAGUCUCUCCUGACAGAGCUAGUGCGCCAACUUCACCCUACUCAGUACCUCAGAUAGCACCUAUGCCUAGCAGUAAACUGUGUCCGAUCUGUAAUACUGCAGAGCUAACAAGUGUUGACGGGUCUCCAAACUUCAACAAGUGUACUCAAUGUCACAAUACAGUGUGCAAUCAGUGCGGCUUCAAUCCCAACCCACACCUCGCAGGGGUCAAGGAGUGGCUCUGUUUAAACUGCCAGAUGCAGAGAGCAUUGGGAAUUGACAUGACAACCCCACGGUCCAAAAGUCAGCAGCAGAUACAUUCUCCCUCUCAUCAGCCUAAGCCCGAUCCCAUACCCAAAACCCAACUCUCAGCUCAACCUACAACACAGCAACAAUCCCAAAUGCAGACACAGGCGAAAAUUCAGCCCCAGGCUCAAAGCCAGUCCACCUCUGGGAUCCAGAGACAGUUUGGGCCCACUGUACCUGACCAGACUGGAGUGCAUUGUGAACCACAAAAAGAAGCGCAAGCAGGCCUCCAGUCAAUGUCUAGGGAUCCCCAGAGGCAGCGUGGGGAGGUAUUUGGACCAAAAAGUCCAGAAAGGGGAGUUCAUCUGGGUAAACUUCCUCAUCCAGGAGCAGUGCCUUUACCUGGCUUAGUUAAGGCUCAGUCACAGUCAGACUUGGGGCGUGGAUCUCCCGUGCAUUACGGAGGUCAUCUUGAAAAGACGCGAAGUGCCGGAAGCUCCCCGGCCCGUCAACCUCCAUCCCAAGACGUUCCUUCCCAAGAUGGUCUAACUAAGCUCUUUGGUUUUGGGGCAUCUCUUUUAAAUCAGGCAAGCACACUCAUUUCUGCUGAUCCUCUUUCUGGAUCCUCACAUCAGCCCUCAGCUGUCCGUAGCCAGAGUGCCCAGGGUUCCAGGGUGAUCUUUAAUGAUGCGAAUGCUGGUGCCAGAACAGCUGCGCCUGGCACUGCCAAAACAAGCCCAGGAGGUCCUGUGCUUUCUAAAGGUCCUGAGACCCUUCUGGAGAAACAAUCUGCACUGCAACAGUCCCCAGUGCACCAUCAGAAAGAGCCAAAACAACAACAGUUUUCAACACACCAUCAAAAAACAGCAUUGGAACAGCAGCCACUGUCAGUGAAGCCGGCUCAGCCAGUUAGACAGAAGCCAGACAUCACCUGCCCACUAUGUAAGACUGCAUUUAAUGUCGGGACAACAGAACCACCGAACUACAAGUCCUGCACCCAGUGUCACACACAGGUGUGCAAUCUUUGUGGUUUUAACCCAACGCCUCAUCUGCUGGAGAAAAAAGAAUGGCUCUGUCUAAAUUGUCAGACUCAGAGACUGAUGUCUGGUGGGCUUGACCCUCUUCCUGUUUCACAUUCAUCUCCUAACCAUCAACCAGUGGGGUCACCCAAACACCAACAACUCUCAAGUCAACAGCAGCAAGGUCCUAAAGGAAUGUCGCCACAGAAGAAACCAUCAGUUUCUCAGCAGAGUGAUCUUACGGCCCCCAUGGCUAGACCAGGAAGUGUUAUAAAAACUUCACUACCCACUGAUGCUACAGCAACUACUACAUUUAUUGGUGAAGAACAGAGGAAGGAAACUGCCCUCAAACUGGAUAAAGAGUCUGACCUUUACAGUACAUCAACUGAAAAGAAAAAAAUAACAGAGCCAAUUCAGACUCCUGCUAGAGAUGACAAAAAAGAGUUGCAGAGGUCCAAAUACUAUGACGAAACAAGCAAGAUAAACAGCAACCAAGACCUAUCACGGAGCCCGCAAAGUUUGAGUGAUACUGGUUAUUCCUCAGAUGGGAUCUCUAGUUCGCAUAGUGAGAUCACUGGUCUUAUUCAGGAGGAGGAGCUGAAGUUAAAUGAGAGAGGUCUCACAGGGCACCAUACACCACCAAGCCCGUCUGAACUGAUUAAGCUUGAGAGUUCCAUGCGACCCCUUCUAGAGUUUAAAGUGUCAUCUGAAGGUGAAGGAACAAAUGACAACAAGCGAGAAAAAGACCACCAUGGAGACAUCAGAAAGCAUAGAUCUCGCUCUAUAUCAAUUAGUCCAGAGGAAUAUGACUCUGAUGAGGACUUUGAAGGCAUUAUGGAGGUGGAAGAAGAGCCAACUGACUGGGACACCAAGAGAGAACUAAGAUCGAUUGCUGCUUUAGGUGGCCAUAAGAAAAGAAACGUAGAAUCUGAAGAGAUGACUGAUGAGGAAUUUAUGAGGCGACAAAUCAUGGAGAUGAGUGCAGAUGAUGAGGAUGAUGUUGAAGAAGAUGAAGACAAUGAUGAUGAAGACUAUAGUUACAAAAAGCCAAAAAAGACACAAAAGCACAUCAGUGACUCAGGGAAAGAAAAGCACCGUCUUACUUAUCAAUCUAGUAGCUUUGAGGAGGAGAGCAAAACUACAAGUGAUGUAUACAAAGGAUCAGCUGAAGAGGACCUCAUGGCAUCUCAAGGAGGCUUGCGGAGAUUCAAAACUAUAGAACUAAACAACUCCAAUAGCUAUAGUCGAGACAUAGAACUAAACAAUGACAAUGACCUAAGUCUGGACAGAGAGCCAGAGCUAGAAAUGGAAAGCCUUACCGGUUCUCCAGAAGAGCGUUCUAGAGGAGAAUAUUCCUCAACACUUCCACCAACCACCUCUAGCUACACCUCAGGGAUAUCCCCUACUUCCAUAUCCUCCAUGGAAGAUGACAGUGACAGUAGUCCUAGCCGUAGGCAACGGCUGGAGGAAGCAAAGCAGCAGAGGAAGGCCAGGCAUCGCUCCCAUGGACCACUCCUACCCACCAUUGAGGAUUCCUCAGAAGAAGAUGAAUUGAGAGAAGAAGAAGAACUACUGAGAGAGCAAGAAAAGAUGAGAGAAGUGGAACAACAGAGAAUUAGAAGCACUGUCCGAAAAACAAAACGUGACAAAGAAGAGCUAAGAGCACAAAGGCGCAGAGAACGAUCCAAAACACCCCCCAGCAAUUUGUCCCCCAUUGAGGAUGCUUCUCCAACAGAGGAGCUGAGACAGGCAGCUGAGAUGGAGGAACUUCACCGGUCUUCCUGCUCAGAGUACUCUCCUUCAGCUGAUUCAGACACUGAGGGCUAUGAAAUGCAGCCAAAGCUGUACAAAUCUGGCAGUGAGUACAACCUACCAACCUUUAUGUCACUUUAUUCUCCUACUGAAAAACCACAGACCACAUCUUCUAAACCUAUGAUAACAACUACUUCUAGCAGCAAACAAUUAAAAAGUGCAGAAGAAGUAUACGAAGAAAUGAUGAGGAAAGCUGAGAUGUUGCAGAAACAACAACAGCAGCAGCAGCAAUCAUGCUCUGGCCAGCAGUACAACACAAGCUCGUAUCAAGAGUCUGACAUUAGAAACAGACAGGAAUAUGAGGAUGAAUAUGAUUAUACUGAUCAAGAUGAUAUCACUUAUGAGAAUGAGAAUACAGUGGAUAUAUAUGAAGAGAUCCGCCAGACCUCACAAAACAUUUCAAAGCAGCUUGAUGACAAAAUUGAAAUGGAUGACUCCUUCUCAGAAAAGCAAUUACUGGAUACAGGCUCAGCCUUUGCUAAGUUGCUGGAACAAAGCAAUGCUUUAUUGACUCCUGGAACAAGCCCCACCCAGAUCUCAGCACCAGUAUCAUUUUCUGAAACAGUGACUGGAGGACGCAUACCUGAUGUCAAAGUAACUCAACAUUUCUCUAAAGAUGGAAACAAAGACAGACUUAGAUAUCAAACUGGUAAAAAUGGUAUUACACCAGCUGCUGCAGCCACUAAUAUUGCUGCCUAUGGAGUGUUCACUAGGGAUACAGUCACUGUCUCUCAAAAUAGGACCAGUCAAACAGUGUCCACCACACAGCCAAAUUUAUAUGUUCGGCAAACAGGAAGCACUACCAUUACAACUAACAGUGCUUCGACUAUGUCUCACAAAAUAGCUGAAAUCACUCAGGCUUACAACCAAAGUGCUGUAAAAAAAGUGUCAGUUAGCAAAGGAGUUCAAAUGAGAGAUAAUUCAACAUCCUCAGAAUCUGGCACAGUUUCAGUUCGAGGUUAUAUGUAUCACGAAAGGAGUCCACCUCUUUCUCCCACUUCCUCUCCUAUUCAUAGUCCGACACAAUCCCAAUCUAAAAGAACAUCUGAGCUCUCAACUCAAACUGUAAGUCCUUUAAUGCUAGCUUCCUCUGCAAAUGUUUAUCAUACUUCUCCGGUUUUGACACAGAGCACUCAGACUUCACAAAGGAUUGCCUUACCAUGCAUUUUUCAGAAAUCCUCUCCAAAUAGUUCUUUUAUGAUGAGAACAGAAGAGUUUGAGGCUACUAGCCCACCAAAGCCAGGGAAAGUUAACACAGCUACAUCUCCAUUGUCUUCACCGACACGGUUUAGUCGCCAGUCAACAUUUGAUGACUACUCACCUCCUGAUAGCCCUCCUGAUAUUCCACCACAUCAACAAUUACCACAUCGGGGAUUCUAUAGGAGUUAUAAGCCUGGAAAAGUUAACGUUGGAACAAGCAUGGUGACCACUACUAGCAUGUACACAUAUAGUUCACUGUCAAUGGACAACAUAUCACUUUGUCACAUUUCAACAAUUCCAGGUACCUCAAGAAUUGAGCAAGGACAAAGGUUACAUAGUGGAAGUGUUGUAGACCUAAGAACUGCCAUGAAGCCAAUGCCAGUUAUCAUGACUGACCAAGGAAUGGAUUUAACUUCCUUGUCCACAGAAUCUCAUAAAUAUUCUGGCAGUAGUGAAUUAAGUCCCAUUCGUCAAUCCACAACUAUUCAGCCAUUAGUAAUGAACUUGAAUACACAGGAGCAGCUACAUGUUGUAACCUCAACAGCAACAACCGUUAGUGUUACAGUAGCUGCUUCUAUGUUUAUGUCGCAACCCAAGCAGCCUGUGUUGUAUUGUGAUCCUCUAGAGAACAGAGUAGAUUUUGGGAAAGGUAUGGGACCAGUUGUUUGCCUUGCACUAAAUAAACAGCCACCAACAGAUCCAUCUAUACCAAAGAUUGAUGCUAAGCUGGAAGAUUUGAGUAUCCAGCAAGAGCAGUUACUUAUACAACAGCAGAAGCUUCAACAUCAACAACAAAUUCUUGAGGAACAGCUUCAGCACCAUCAUCACCUUCAACAACAAGCUGCCUCAUAUGCAAAGUUGGACUUAACAAGCCGACUGCCUGCGUUUAAAAAAGACAUGGUUGUAACUCAGACAAGCACUGCCAUAGAGGUUAAUGCCAUCUCUUCAGAUAUGACAUCUGAUGUUUAUGGUCUUGGAGGUUCUUCUGAAUUAAGAGAGAAGCAGCAAGAGACUAUGAAUCUAACAAAUGUCAAGCCUCUAACAAAUGUUAAGCCUCAUAGCAUGAUGGUUCAGAUGGAGGGAUUUGCACAAGGACCUGCUAUUACACAUCUUGUCAAAUCUGAGGACAUUCAGGAUGCAGUGGGUUUGUCAAGCCAAAUUAAAUCAGAAAAUCAAGUGACUUGUUGUGACAUGGUUUAUAACUUGCCUUUUGGUGGCAGUUGUGUGGGUGUUCCAUUCUCUCAAAAACAGGUCACAGAUGACAUUACUAAGGAAUCCACAACAAUACCUCCGAUACAAACACCGCUCUAUCAGCAACGUGAUUUGUUUCGAGAUCAAGAGACAUACCAAAAUUGUGCCAUUAAAUCACACACAUUGCCAUUACCUAGACGCCUUCAACCAUCAAUGUCUGAAACUAACAUUGCUGAUGCUGGUUUUUUAUCAUAUUCAGCAAAGCUUGAUCCUCAUUUUCAGUCCUCUGGAGAAUUAUUCACAGACACAUUUAAGGAUGGAUAUGAAAGAGAAUACACUGGGAUGGGGCUUCAAUAUGGCUCCUACACAGAUCUUCGUCAGGGUGAUGUUUCAGCUCUACCAAUUAGAAGGUACAGCUCUCUGACCAACAUCAGCACAGAUUGUGGAUAUUUCCCAGGUGAUUUUGCAGAGUCUAAUCUUGCCCAGUACAGUGCUACAACUGCCAGGGAAAUAAGUCGAAUGUGUGCCGCCCUCAACUCAAUAGAUAGAUAUAGUAGCAACCCAGACAUUUUACUAGCUACUGGGAGGUGUAGUGGUCCACCUAUUAAAGUUAAUCUGCUGCAAGCUCCCAGACAUAGCUUUAAGUACAGUCCAGAUGGAAAGCCUCUUUCACAUAGUCAAACUCUAACUGAUCUAAUCAAUGCAAGACAAGCCAGUCUUCGAGCUAUGUAUCCAUCAGCUAUCAGAUCAGUUGAUGGUAUGAUCUAUUCAACUAUUAACACACCCAUUGCAUCCACAGUCCCAAUUACUACACAGCCUGCUUCAGUGCUACGACCUCUAUUAAGAGGUGUAUACAGACCAUAUCCUACACCAAAUAUGACCCCAGUACCUUUGGCAAGCCUAACUAGAUUGCCAGUAGCCCCAAGGACAGGGCAAGUACCUUUCCAAUACCCUACACCUAAUCUUCUCUCUGUUACAACUGCAAAAGUGACUGAGUCACUAUCUAUAAUAACAGCCCAAGAUACACCAUUGUUCCUUGGCAAAGCUCCGGUAAGCUUGUCAGUAGCUAAUACAGUGGCACAACCAAUACAGCCCUCCUGUGUACCUGCUUGUUCUACCACUCCAGUACCUAUUUCAACACAAAUGGUUGCGCCAAUGGGCCAAAUUGACAUGCAAGUUCUUCCAUUAAAUCUAUCUCUUCCCCACCUUCAGUCCAUUGCCCAGCCUCUUAUACAACACCAGCAACCACAAGCUAAACCACCUGUUCAUUCCUUUCCUCCAGUACAUGGUCACACUUCUGCUCAGUCCAAAACACAGAUGUCCCCAUCAACACAAAGAUGCACAUCUACUUCAACCACUACAGUUCCUGAAAGUUUCUUCCCAAAUCAAGAAAAAGAAACAGAGGAAAAACUGCAUCAGCAGCAAGAACAUGUUUUGCAGUUAGAGAGAGAGAGAGUAGAGCUGGAAAAGAUGCGUCAGUUACGGCUUCAAGAAGAGCUUGAGCGGGAGCGUGCAGAGUUGCAGAGAGAUAGAGAAAAAGAGCAAAUGUUAGUUCAAAGGGAGAUCCAGGAAUUACAAACUAUAAAGCAACAAGUAUUGAAGCAACAGCAAGCUGAAAGAGAAAAUCAGUUACUUCUGCAAAGAGAGCAGCUAGCCCAACAAAAAAAGCAGCUCGAUCAGAUACAGUCUUUGCAACAACAGCUACAGCAGCAACUUGAGGAGCAAAAGAGUCAGAAGUCUGCAACAAGUGCUGUUGCAGCCAAUACAAAUACCCAGCACCCUAGAGGCAAAGCUGGAAAAAUAAAUCAACCACAAGAAUUUGUCCCAGAUGUGCUAUAUAGUGAUGUUCAAGUUUUCCUAAGACCGCUGCCCAAUUCUGCAUCAGAAAUGUGCUUGAGGAAAAGUGAUGAUCAGACGGAAAUUCGGUCUAUACGGAAACAAAGAUCUAUGCCUCGUCUGCAGGAUGGAAAUGAGGGAGAAAUUACAAUGUUUCCCCAGAGAGUUGUAAACACCUGUGUGCAAACAGACGAUGAAGAUAGAGAGGAAAGGUACCUGGUGUCAAGACGGCGAAGAACUAGGCGUAGUGUGGACUGUAGUGUUCAGACAGAUGAUGAUGAUGAAGACCAGGCAGAAUGGGAGCAGCCAGUUAGACGUAGACGCACUCGUUACUCUAGACAUGUUAGUGAAUCUGGUGUAGACCAUAAAUCUGAAAUGCCUUCAUUUGCAACUUCAGCAAUUAAAGCUACAUCAUCCAGCAUUGCCAUCCAGACCAUCCGAGACUGCUCUUGCCAAACAGAGACAGAUCAACUGGUUAGAGGGUCCCCAAGCAUACAUGUUACUAUGCCAGACCCCAACAAGGUUGAAAUUGUCCACUAUAUUUCUGGUCCUGAAAGGACACAGAAGGGUCAAAGCAUAUCUUGUCAAACGGACCCUGAGACCCAGCCUCAAAGCAUUGUUGUUCCACAGAUAAGCAUUGCUACCACUGUCUGCCCCACCAGUGUCCAGUUAGUUGGUUCAGCAGAUCAACUCUCUCCCCAUCAACAAAGUGUUGUGAUGUUAGGAAAAAGAAGACCUGAUCCUUUGGAGUUUGGCUACCAACAGCAUCACCUGCAUAACGAGUCUUUGUCCAGUCUGAUCCGGCAACAACCAAAAUCUCCACAGGUGCUGUAUUCGCCAGUGUCCCCACUUUCCUCUCCACAACAUGUCAUAGAAACUUCAUUUUCUUCUAGCGAGAGGCUAAAUAAAGCCCAUGUCACCCCGCAGAAGAAGUCGAGUAUUGGCGAGCUACCACAGAGACAUCAGGCUCUUCCUAGGCCAAUAAAGAAUAUCCAGAGAUCUAUGUCAGACCCCAAGCCUCUAAGUCCCACUACAGAUGAAAAUGCCAAGGCUAGGAUGUCAUUUUAUCAACAGCAAGCCCUGCAGAGUCAGCUGGCAGCUCUGCAGCAGAGCUCCCUCCUAAGGAAAGUCAAGAGGACCUUGCCCAGCCCUCCACCAGAGGAGACACUGCCUAUGGUUGCCCCUAACCUGUCCCAAAUGUUUAUGCCCUCUUUGUCUUCCUUUAAGGGUGGUUCCCGCUUAGCAGCAAAGACCAGUCUGUUGAAGGACCUGACCCAUGAGCUGAAGGCUGUAGAGCAAGAAUCUACAAAGCUACGCAAACAACAGGCUGAGUUAGAGGAGGAGGAAAAAGAAAUUGAUGCCAAGCUUAGAUACUUGGAGCUAGGCAUUACACAACGAAAAGAAACAUUAGUGAAAGAGAGAGAAAGGAGGGAGCUAGCAUAUCUACGCUGCAUGGGUGACUCACGAGACUAUAUGUCAGACUCUGAGCUCAACAACCUUCGCCUGACAUCUGCAGCUGCAUCCUUUGAGAGCAAUGGGUUAUUGACCAGACCCAGCACAGCACCCUUGAGCCAGUUUACUUGUGAGCUAAACACCGCUGCCCAGUUUCCCCCCACAUCAUCCUUCAUGUCAUACCAGUACCCACAAAGUCUACUUACUGCACCUACCCCACAAGCAUCUACAUUGCCAAGCACAGGUUUCAAUCAACCUCCCUAUCCAUCAGUCACCCAAGCCCAAGCUUUUCCCCAGCCUACUCCCUUGCAGACGUAUCCAACUCUAUCAUAUCAGGUCCAAGGGACCUUUCCUUCCCAGGGCUUCCCACUGAGCCAACCUCCAUAUCCAACAGACACUUUGAUGCCACAACCAACACAGCCAAGCCACCCAGGGUUCCAGCCUACCUUACCACCUAUGGGUGGAACGACUUAUCCAAGCCACAGUGCACCUUAUCCAAGCCAGGCACCCCCCUACCCGGUCAGUCAAACAAGCACUUAUCAGCCACAGAUAGACACUCUUACUUUUCAGCAGAAACCCCGUCAGACAUCACUUGCUGACCUUGAACACAAGAUGCCCACUAAUUAUGAGAUUGUAAGCAACCCUACAGUAACAAUAACUGCCCAAGAUACAAGUUACAGCCAGUCUGGGUUGGGUCCACCCUAUGGCCAAUACAGCACAGCUGUGUCAAGCACUUAUGGUCCCUACUCAUCUGUUUCAGCAUCCUCUGCUUAUGGACCAUACACAACAACCUCAUCCAGUAGUUAUGGGCAGUAUACAACAACUAUUGCAAAUACAUAUGGAUAUACAGUAACUACAGCUAGUUCCUAUGGACAAUACAGUACUGCUGCUACCAACACAUAUGGGCAGGCAGCAAUAUCUGACCACAUGCAUUCAAUGGACAGCCCCUCUGUGUAUUCUAGUGAAGGCUUGUAUGGAUCUUCUAACAUAGAGCAGAAUGUCUCAAGGAACUAUGUCUUAAUUGAUGACAUAUGUGAACUGACUAAAGAGGGCAUGGGCACUGCUCCAGACUCACAUCGCAGUGAGGGUCAUGGGCGCUACGGGACAGAUGGACUUCACACUCGAGGGGGGAGCUCAUGUGGCAGACCAGAGGAUGAACGUGAUGCAGAUCUGUACGACCAGCACCAUGGCAGGGGUAAGAGCACUGGCAGCUACCAAGCACAAGGGACAAAUACGCAUAGCCGUGUAGUGGGAAGCAGUAGCAUGGGUGGGGGAUCAUUAUAUUACUAUGAUGACUACAGAAACUCAGCACCUACACGGACAGCCCACAGGCACAAGUACCUGUGCCCUCCAGCCGUCAUGUCCUCCAGGAGGAGCAAACAUCGUAAGCAAAGCAUUGAGCAAAAGAUAUCAAAGUUUUCCCCAAUUGAGGAGGCUCAUGAUGUAGAGGCUGAUCUGGCCUCAUACACCAUGAGCACCUCUACAACCAGUGGUUAUGGCUCAGGUUCACAGUACCAUAAACUUCAGGAUGACGUCUAUGGGCUACGAAGUGCCUACAGUCAACAGUGGGGAAACUACAAUGAUGAAUGCCUCUAUGGUUAUGGCAGGUCCCGUUCAGCGGGUUAUGGCAUGGACAAAAUCUCAUCCUGUGAGAAGAGAUACAACAGCAGAUCAUAUGAAGGGGGCAGUAAAAAACGGUCAUAUCACAGCAACCAUGGCCACAGUGUGCACCCGUCUUCGCACUCUCAAUAUUCAGAAAAGGAGAGCUCCCACCUCAUGACACAGCUAAUGGGUGUUGGGAGGGCUUUCAACUAUCCAUCAAAUUCAUAUGGUUCAAGUCACUCGCUUCCUGAUGUGCAGGACCAUAUUCGAGACCUUCCCCGGACCCAUGUCUAUGAACCAGAUGAUAUGUAUAUAAUUGACGAUAUGCAUUGUGCUGUUUCUGACAGCGAAGCAUACCAUCUUGGACAAGAGGAGACGGACUGGUUUGAGAAGCCACGUGAGGUCCGUAGUUCCCGUCACUAUGGCAGCAAUGGUCAUUCUGGCAGGCGUGGCCAUGUCAAGCACACAUACCAUGACUACGAUGAGCCGCCGGAAGAUCUUUGGCCGCAAAAUGAUUAUGGCCAUACCCGUCACAUGUCUUCUCGAGAGUAUCGCCAACACGGAAGUGGAAGUUCUGGUAGGCACUCCUCACGCCACUCAGAUGAGCCUCGUUCCUCUCGAUCUUCACGUUCCUCAAAGGAUCCAUCCAUGCGGAAUGAUUCCCGCUCCCUGUCAUCUUCAGGGAGGAGGGGAGAGUCUCGCUCUCAGGGCUACCACUCCUCAGAUUACUCCCGUGAUCCCUCAGGCCAGCACCAUAGCUCUCGCUCUGGAAAACAGUCCUCCCACCAUCAAGGGUCCUCCAGUAGAAAGCAACAGGAACACAUCUCAUCUUCUAGACAGCCAGGAACUGUUGGGCCUACACAAAAGGGUCCUACUGGACCUUCAAGUUCAAGCAGGCAACCUGGCUCACAGCCAGCCAUUGAUGGACAGCAGGGUCAGCGGACACAGCUCCCUCAGUCGGCACAGACAUCAGCUACCAGGCCUGGACUGCAGACAUCUUCCACAGGUUCAACACAACCACAGCUAGUACAAGCCCAGCAACUGCAAUCUAAACCUGUCCAGCCUGGGCCAAUGGCUCGGCAACCCACCACAGUAGCUCAGACAACUUCCGCUGCAACUAAGCCAGAGCCCGUCACUGCUAUUGGAGCAAAAGCAGCUCAGAUUCAACCUGGCAAAACAACCCAGCCCCCUCUCACAGGGAUCGGUUCCAAAGCAGUUCCACGGCCUGCUGGAAUCGGCAGUGCAGCUGCAGGUCAGCCUGGUGUGGAGGGAGAGAGCGUGUUGUCAAAAAUUUUGCCUGGAGGGGCUGCAGAGCAGGCUGGCAAACUAGGAGAGGCCAUCACUGGAUUUGGCAAGAAGUUCAGCUCCUUGUGGUGAGGAAGACCGAACUCAAGGUUGUCUAAAAAGGACGUUGAAAGACUUUGCACUGGAAAAACCUAUGAAGUUUUUCUUUCAUGUUUUAAUUUAAUGAAAAGACAGAGAGAGGGAGAGAAGCAAUCUGUUUCUUCUGCCAUUCAGAAGUGGAAUCACAGAACUCCAGCAGCUCAGGCCUGCAUGAUGUCAAGACUUCACUGUUCCUUCUGGAAACCAGACU
Paramisgurnus dabryanus is the source of this 12436-nucleotide messenger RNA. It is a transcript of the gene bsna, whose product is annotated as bassoon presynaptic cytomatrix protein a. Gene Ontology annotation, biological process: protein localization to synapse; presynaptic active zone assembly. The record is from RefSeq and is a predicted model, not a curated record. Gene Ontology annotation, molecular function: metal ion binding; structural constituent of presynaptic active zone. NCBI's taxonomy places the organism in Eukaryota, Metazoa, Chordata, Actinopteri, Cypriniformes, Cobitidae. Gene Ontology annotation, cellular component: cytoskeleton of presynaptic active zone; axon; glutamatergic synapse.